Brugia malayi is the source of this 1929-nucleotide messenger RNA. RefSeq lists its product as uncharacterized. The transcript has 11 exons. NCBI's taxonomy places the organism in Eukaryota, Metazoa, Nematoda, Chromadorea, Rhabditida, Onchocercidae. Bases 1 to 1929 code for a protein of 642 amino acids. Gene Ontology annotation, molecular function: interleukin-17 receptor activity. The record is from RefSeq and is a predicted model, not a curated record.
AUGUUUUUUGUCGAUUACGCUUGUGCAGAAUGUCAGGAAGAGGUUAAGAUACUACCUCGCAGUUCACAUGAGUUCAGAAUUGUUCGAAGUCUUUAUAUUUUUGAAAAUGAUACAAAAAAGUGUGAUGAGGCAGAAUUUCUAUUGGUACCAUCCCGAGCUCCUUUUUGUGAUUCCCAUGAUUUAAGUGUGACUUUUUCAUCGGUUGCUGUGUUACCAAAUGGAACCAACAUGCUGCCUUACAUUUUACUUAAUGUUUCCAUUUGGGUUAAUAAUCCAGUCUCCUCUGUUUUUCUUCGUCUGGAGUGUUUGGGCGCUCCAAAUAUGGAAGACGAUUAUUGUCAUAAUCACGAGGAGCAGUCUCGGAGGUGGGGGCGUAUGAUAUGGCCUUGUCGUUCUCUAACCCUUUCUGAACCCGAUCUUGUCAGUUAUCCAUAUUUUUUUAAUUAUCAUUGUUUUCGACUUACUUCUUAUUCACAUUAUCGUUUGAAUGUGUCAUAUGCUCCAAAUGCUUGCAGGAAAUCGUUUAUUGUCACAAUACCGGAGGAGGCUCAAAUGAACCCUGCUAUAAGUCGUUUCUAUGAUAAAGAUGCUGCAAGUGGUGGUAAUUAUUGGUCACCACUUGCUUCCGUAGAUUUAACCUUGCGAGACAGAGUGGUUAUUCGUUAUGAAAAGCAGCCAGCUUUAGCGGCUACUCCAAUCUCUAUUGCUGUCUUUGAAACGAUCGCUUCCUCUUCUGCCCAUCUCUUUACGAAUACAUUAGAUGCUGGCGUCGUUGAAUAUGCAUGGAAGAACGUCCCAGCUGGGAACUUUACUGUAUAUUUAUACGUUAGUCGCUUAGACUGUGAUCUAAUAUGUAACAGCGAUACUGUGGAUAAAUGUACUUUAUGUCCAAGUACAAGAAUUUAUUUCACAGUUGAGGAAGAUAAAAUUUGGUUUUCGGCAUCAGUGCAUGGUUUAUUAUCUCAUGGGACUUGCGUCGUUGGUGCUUCGAUGCUGUGUUUUGUUGUUACAAUAGGUUUUUUGUUCUUUUUCUUGGCGAUCAAAUGCUUUCACAAAGUUCCAUUACGAGAAGUAUUACUUUCGCAUCGAACAACAGUUUUUAUCGCUUAUGUAGACGACUGCAAACCACAUUCUGAUUGCAUCGCUGUACUUGCAAAAGUAUUGCAGCACAGUGCGAAUGUAGAUGUAUUCAUGGAUCAAUUUGAGUUGAAAUAUUCGGAAACACUUCCAUUGAGAUGGUUCGUCAACAAAUUUGCAGUAGCUAAUCAUGUAGUGCUUAUUUUUUCUGAGGGAGCAAGUGUCAUCCUUCAUGGGGAAAGUCUUAUUCAACGACAACCGUUUCCUGAAUUCUUCUCUGUUGCGCUUAAUAUGUUGAUAGCGGAAUACAGUAAAGAUGUCACCAAACAAUCUGGAAAGUUACUAUCAGAAAUAAGGCCGCGCUUUGCAUUUGCCUAUAUGACCUAUUCUCCAUCUUCAGUGAUCCCCGAAGAGCUUACUACUUUACCGAUCAAUAUAUUUAAGCUGCCUGAACAGGUUCAGAAUCUCAUUUCAUGGUUGCAUAAUCAACCGUCUGAUAUCUAUGUAGAUGUUUGUGUUGAUAUUUCGGAUUUGAAAAGUGCCGUGAAUGAAGUUGUGGAAUACCGACGCAAGAACGCAAUUUGGUUAACAGAAAGGUUGCAAGACAAGCACAAAAAUUUUGGAUCUGCUUUUGCACUACAAAAUGUUCCUUUCCAAUCAAACCGCUCGGUGUUAACACCUGAAGAACAAAUUAAUAUUGCGGAAGUGUUGAAUUUGGAGCCACCCGAUAUUCAUUCCUCAAUAGAAGAAAUUCGUUCUAAGGAAGAUGACGUGUUUGCUUUAAUAGGAUCACCCAGUGAUAGCAGCUUCGAUUCUGAUGAUUCCACUUCCAACAGGAAGCAUUUACAGUAA